Messenger RNA from Sinocyclocheilus rhinocerous, 547 nucleotides. RefSeq names its product basic salivary proline-rich protein 3-like. The transcript has a single exon. NCBI's taxonomy places the organism in Eukaryota, Metazoa, Chordata, Actinopteri, Cypriniformes, Cyprinidae. The record is from RefSeq and is a predicted model, not a curated record. The coding region runs from base 1 to 468 and encodes 155 amino acids.
AUGGGUCCCCCUGACCUGGAUUUGAAACGGGAGCAAGACUCCUACCAGGAAUCUCUUUACAAUCAGGGAUAUUUGGAUCAUCCGGACCCCCGUAACAUAAGAAAGAGCUCCGUUCCUGAGUUGAACAGCCAUUACGACCGGCCACCCAUGGCUCACCGUGGUUCCCUGCCACCCCACGACUACUAUCAGCAAGACUCAGGCAUGUCACCACGGCCAUCUGAGGGUUUUUAUCGUGGAGCGCAACCUCAUUCUAUUAAUAGGUCAUCUUCACAUUAUGGAAUGAUGGCUGGUCCUCGGCAAUUCUGGGAACAGAGCUCAGGAGGUCGGCCUGGUUCUGCUGCCCCAACACCUGGCAUACCUCCUCCCCCACCUCCAACUGCUCAUGACAUGGGUCGUAUUUACAGAGAACCAUCCCUGCCUGGACCCCCACAUGCUACUCCUGGCACCAAAAUGAUGCAGGAUGGGUAGCGCAUUCCAAGCCGUGCACCAUCUCCAGCUCAUUAUAUAAUGGAGCCAAAUUCUCCCGUUAUGGUGCUGAGCCACCUGC